AUGAUCCUAUUCUUUCGCCCCAAAGCACAUGCGCACGUAUCGCGCACUUUCCUCGACCGUGUCUUUGACCUGGAUAUGAUUGGCAAUGCAAUCAUUCUGGGAGCGUCAGUCAUGCUGUUCCUCGCGCUUGAAUACACGACGAUAGGCCACUCCUGGGGCAGCGCCCUGAUCAUCGGUCUCCUGUGUGGUUUUGGUGUGGCGGCUGUCCUGUUCGUGGCGUGGCAGUGGUGGAAACAGGACGGUGCACUCAUUCCACCCUCCAUCGCGACCCAGCGGACAGUAGCUGCCAGCUGCGCGAUGGCUUUUACAACGUAUGGAGCCUUGCUUGUGAUCACGUACUUCCUGCCAAUCUGGUUCCAAGCCAUUCGAGACGACUCAGCGAUUCGUUCUGGAAUCAAUAUGAUCCCAUUCUUCGUCGUCAAUGCCUUCUUCUCGCUGCUCGCUGGCGUCUUCGUCUCUGUCAUCGGAUACUAUACACCGCCGGCGAUUGUUGGGAGCGCUCUUGGCACAGCUGGCUGUGGCGUCCUGACCCUGUUGUCGCAGGAGACUUCCACGGUACAGUGGGUCGGUUACGAGAUACUGGUCUCAGCCGGCUUCGGGUUAUCAAUCCAGCAGGGCUUCACCGCCGUACAAGCGGCCCUUGGGGCAGAUGAUAUGGCCGUGGGCACGGCAGCUGUUGUGGCUUCCCAAUCAUUAGGCGGCGCCGUCUUUUUAUCCGUCGGUAACAGCGUCUUCCAGAGUCAGUUGCAGAAGGCUUCUGAUGCUGAUGCGCUUCCUGGAGUUGAUAUACAAGAGGUGAUUAAUGCUGGUGCCGCUUCCUUCCGUACCGUGGUGUCCGCGGACCAAUUACCUGCUCUUCUGGAGGUCUAUAACAGGGCCCUCCAGCUCGUUCUGACCGUCGCCAUACCGCUGGGUGGACUGGCUUUGGUAGCCUGUUGCUGCAUGGAAUGGCGAUCUGUGAAGAUCAAGCAGACCAAAUAG
Molecule: messenger RNA, 981 nt
Organism: Phaeoacremonium minimum UCRPA7
Lineage: Eukaryota; Fungi; Ascomycota; Sordariomycetes; Togniniales; Togniniaceae
Product: putative major facilitator superfamily transporter protein
Exons: 1
Coding region: 1-981 (326 amino acids)
Biological process (GO): transmembrane transport
Molecular function (GO): transmembrane transporter activity
Source: RefSeq, a predicted model, not a curated record